AUGGCUUCCUUCAACUCAAGAAAAGGAGCAAUCUCUCUAAGUUCAAAAGACAUAGCUGAUACAGCUUCAUGGUAUUGUUCUAUUGUUCUUGUAGCACUUAUAGUUCUAUGUAUAUUUCAAGACACCUCUAUGAUUCAUCAAAAUCAUGAGAACAACCUCGUAUUGUACAAACGACCAUAUUGUGAUGAAAUCUAUGUGGUUGGUGAAGGUGAGACACUUCAUACAAUUAGUGAUAAGUGUGAUGACCCUUUUAUUGUUGAGAAUAAUCCUCAUAUACAUGACCCUGAUGAUGUUUUUCCUGGCUUAGUUAUCAAGAUUACACCUUCUCAUCAUUAUAGCUAUAAUUAG
Vicia villosa (hairy vetch) is the source of this 348-nucleotide messenger RNA. RefSeq lists its product as uncharacterized. The record is from RefSeq and is a predicted model, not a curated record. The transcript has a single exon. Bases 1 to 348 code for a protein of 115 amino acids. Lineage: Eukaryota; Viridiplantae; Streptophyta; Magnoliopsida; Fabales; Fabaceae.